Messenger RNA from Psammomys obesus (fat sand rat), 2614 nucleotides. RefSeq names its product exonuclease 1 (gene Exo1). Gene Ontology annotation, cellular component: nucleus. The record is from RefSeq and is a predicted model, not a curated record. Gene Ontology annotation, biological process: mismatch repair; DNA recombination. NCBI's taxonomy places the organism in Eukaryota, Metazoa, Chordata, Mammalia, Rodentia, Muridae. The coding region runs from base 1 to 2508 and encodes 835 amino acids. The transcript has 13 exons. Gene Ontology annotation, molecular function: 5'-flap endonuclease activity; metal ion binding; 5'-3' DNA exonuclease activity.
AUGGGGAUUCAAGGAUUACUUCAGUUCAUCAAAGAAGCUUCUGAACCCAUCAAUGUGAAAAAGUACAAAGGCCAGGCGGUAGCUGUGGAUACCUACUGUUGGCUUCACAAAGGAGCUAUUGCUUGUGCUGAGAAGCUAGCCAAAGGGGAACCUACAGAUAAGUAUGUAGGAUUCUGUAUGAAGUUUGUUAAUAUGCUGCUGUCUUACGGGGUCAAGCCCAUUCUUGUAUUUGAUGGAUGUACUUUGCCCUCUAAAAAGGAAGUGGAGCGAUCUCGAAGAGAGAGACGACAAAGCAACCUUCUUAAAGGGAAGCAGCUUCUUCGUGAGGGGAAAGUGUCAGAAGCCCGGGAAUGCUUCACCCGCUCUGUCAACAUUACACACGCCAUGGCCCACAAAGUAAUAAAAGCUGCUCGGGCUCUGGGAGUGGACUGCCUUGUGGCUCCGUAUGAAGCUGAUGCUCAGUUGGCCUACCUUAACAAAGCUGGUGUCGUGCAAGCUGUCAUCACAGAGGACUCUGACCUCCUUGCGUUCGGCUGUAAGAAGGUGAUUUUAAAAAUGGAUCAGUUUGGAAAUGGAUUGGAAGUGGACCAGGCAAGGCUGGGAAUGUGCAAGCAGCUUGGGGAUGUGUUCACGGAGGAGAAGUUCCGGUACAUGUGUAUCCUGUCGGGCUGUGACUACCUCGCCUCUCUACGUGGGAUUGGCUUAGCGAAGGCCUGCAAGGUCCUGAGACUGGCCAAUAACCCAGAUAUUGUGAAGGUUAUCAAGAAAAUCGGGCAUUACCUUAAGAUGAAUAUAACGGUGCCUGAGGAUUACAUCACAGGAUUUAUUCGAGCCAACAACACUUUCCUCUACCAGUUAGUGUUUGACCCCAUCCAAAGGAAGCUGAUCCCACUGAAUGCCUACAGAGAUGACGUCAAUCCAGAAACCCUGACUUAUGCUGGGCAGUAUGUUGAUGAUUCCAUAGCUCUUCAAAUAGCACUUGGAAAUAGAGAUAUAAAUACUUUCGAGCAGAUUGAUGACUACAGUCCAGACACUAUGCCAGCCCACUCACGAAGCCGUAGCUGGAAUGACGACGCAUGUCAGAAAUCAACUGUUACCAAUAGCAUUUGGCACAGGAAUUAUUGUCCCAGACUUGAGGUGAAUGGUGUUUCCCACGUUCCUCAGUCGAAGGAAAAUCCAAGUACUGUGGGCCUUAAACAAGUGAUUAGUACUAAAGGGUUAAAUCUUCCCAGGAAGUGUUCCAUGGUGAAGAGACCAAGAAAUGAAGCGCUGUCGGAAGAUGACCUGUUGAGUCAGUAUUCCUCAUUUUCAAAGAAGACCAAGAAAACCAGCUGUGGGGAUGGCACACCGUCCGACUCUUCUGAAACGUCUGCACCUGCCUCGGAAUGCGGGACUGUUCACAAGACAGAUGCACACACCCCCUCCAGGACAAGGAAUAAGUUCGCAACACUUUUACAGAGGAAGAAUGAAGAAAGCGGUGCUGUUGUAGUUCCAGGGACCAGAAGCAGGUUUUUUUGCAGCUCUCCAGAUUUUGAUGACUUCGUACCCAAAAAAGCAAGCAGUCAGCAUCUAAAUGAAACAGCUGUCACAGGCAAAGCCAUCACCAGUCUCGGAGUAUCAGACUGUUCAGACAUGGAAGGCCAGAAGCCAGUUGACACAAGUGGGACACACAGUCCAAGUGCUCAGAUUCCAGGCAAUGCCACUGUGUCUCCUGAUGGAAAGGCUCAGCCUUCUGAGACCAGCAAAUUCACGGGGAACGUGUGCCCGCCCACUCCGGGGACACUAAGAGGUUGUUUCAGUUGGUCCAGAACUCUUGGGGAAUUUUCGAGAACUGCAAGUCCUUCGACAAGCACUGCAUUGCAGCAGUUCCUAAGGAAGAGCGAGUCCCCCGCCUGUCUUCCCAAGAUCUGUGCCGUGACUGACAGGUGUCAUUCAGAGAGUGAGGUGUCAGGUGAUAAGUCUCAGCCCUUGCAUGAGGCGGGCAGGGCCUCACAGUCUCUGGAAAGCAUAGACUCACCAUGCAGUUUAAACGCAUCGACCCUUUCCCAGCCCUCCAGUAAGGAUUCGGAUUCAGAGGAAUCGGAUUGUAACAGUAAGUCGCUUGAUAAUCAAGAAAAUGAGAGCACCAAGCAACAGUUGCCUUCCUUCUCAAAGAAAGAUGUACUUGGAAGGAACAAGGUUCCUGGUCUUUGUAGGUCUAGCUCUACAGACUCUCUUUCUACAACCAAGAUCAAGGCCCUGGUGCCUGCCAGGGUCAGUGGCCUGAGCAAGAAGCCGGGAAGCAUCCUGAGGAGAAAACACAAUGACACCGAGAACAAGCCAGGGCUACAGAUAAAGAUCAGCGAGCUCUGGAAAAGCUUUGGGUUUAAGAAAGAUUCUGAAAAGCUUGCUUCUUGUAAGAAGCCUCUGUCUCCAGUCAAGGACAACAUCCAGCUCACUCCAGAGACAGAAGAUGAGAUCUUCAACAAGCCCGAGUGUGCACGUGCUCAGAGAGCAAUAUUCCACUAAGUGCAGGCCGCUGCCACAGGAAACUCUUAUCAGUUGGAGAGAUUUGUUAUUCUCGGUGCCGUUUUUAAAAUGGAAUACAUUUUGUAUAUUAACUUUGACUUUCUUU